This is a messenger RNA of Odocoileus virginianus texanus, 1021 nucleotides long. RefSeq names its product C-type lectin domain family 12 member A (gene CLEC12A). Gene Ontology annotation, molecular function: signaling receptor regulator activity. NCBI's taxonomy places the organism in Eukaryota, Metazoa, Chordata, Mammalia, Artiodactyla, Cervidae. The record is from RefSeq and is a predicted model, not a curated record.
UGGCUUAUGAACAGACAUUUGAAAGCACAGCUGUUUAUCAUCCAACUUUAUUAAUUUGCUCUCUCUUUUUUUUCAGUUUGCUGGGCUUUCUUUGCAUAACAUCAAUGUCUGAAGAAGUUACUUAUGCAGAUCUAAAAUUCCAGGACUCCAGUCAGACAGAAAAUAUUCAGAAGUUUGACAAAUCUGAGAAAGAAGAACCGCCUGUUCCUUCCCACGUAUGGCGUCAAAGAGACUUGGCUGUGACUCUUCUGUGCCUUCUGCUGCUGAUUGGCCUGGGAGUCUUAGGCACCAUGUUUCACAUAACUUUGAAGACAGGCAUGGAAAAAUUGAAUAAGCUACAAAAUAUCAAAGAAGAACUUCAAAGAAAUAUGUCUCUACAACUCAUGCAGAACACAAAUAGUUCCCAGAAAAUCAGGAACCUUUCUAUCAAACUUGAAGAAAUAGCCACCAAAUUAUGUCGUGAGUUAUAUACAAAACACAGAGAGCACAAAUGUAAACCUUGUCCAGAGAAGUGGUUGUGGCAUGACGACAGCUGCUACCUACUACAGAAUAUGGCAAGAACGUGGCAGAAGAGUGAUGAGAUUUGUUCUGACUACAAUGCCAGCCUGUUGAUGAUUAAAAGCAAAAGUGUGGUGGAAUUUAUAAAAUCUCUGAAUUUAUAUAACCAUUGGUUGGGAUUAUCUCCCAGGAAAGAUAACAGAAAACACGGGACCUUGGAUACAAUUAUCCCCCUCGACUGGUUUACAAGAAAUACAAGUGUCAUAAAUGAUAAGAUGUAUUGUGGAAUCAUACAGUAUGGAUACUUUUCUUAUACUAAGUGCACUGAUACUAAAAAUUUUAUUUGUGAGAAGCUUGCCCAAACAGUGAAGAUUGAUAGUUUGCUAAUGAGUGCAGUACUGGAUGGAAAUAAGUAGUUAGUGAAAUCAGUUUGUCCCAAGUAUUAUCCUGCAGUUAAAGGACGCUUUGGGGACCAUACAUCUUGUUGACCGCACCAAUAGAAUAAAGAUGCAGUAAGACUACA